Paramecium pentaurelia is the source of this 3478-nucleotide messenger RNA. Lineage: Eukaryota; Ciliophora; Oligohymenophorea; Peniculida; Parameciidae. The record is from the annotation of a GenBank genome assembly.
AUGUAGAAUUAUCACUCUCCCCAAUAAUUCAGCCCUUACUCUAUUAACAAACAAACUUAAUUAGGUUAAGUUUAAAAAUCUACACCAUUUGAUGAAGAUAAUGAUACAUCCAAAAGUGGAUCUUAAAUAUUCAAUUAAGUUUAAGUAGGAGUCUAAAAUCGUAUUAAUUUGGAUGAUUUAUUUGAUGAUAAUAAAGUCAAAUCUAAUUAAGAUAUCCCAUUUUGGGAAUAAGACUCAUAACAAGGAAAACCAUAAAAUAAUAAUAAGAAUAUUGAAAAUUCUCUGUUUAAUUUUGAACAAAAUUCAAACAAUUAAAUUGUAGGAAUAAAUUCUUAGAAUUAAACCCAAAGAGUAUAAGGAUUAGGAUAAGUGCAACAAUAGAAUAUUAAUAAUUAAAAUUAAAUUCUAAACGAAUUUGAUGAAAUUUUUGAUUAAAAUUCUAAUGAUGUAUCUCAAUAAGGUGAAUAGAUAUAAAAAAUAAAUGAAAUUUAAUAAAAUAAUAGAUAGCAAUUUCCUAUUGAUUUUCCAUAAUAAUAAUAAAUAAAUCCUAAAGUAUAAAAUAUAAAUUCAGAUGCUUUUUCUUUUCCAUUUUUUGAAGACACUUUACCUCCAUUCUAAAUAAAUAAUUAAUUUUAAGGAAUUUAAACUACAAAUUAAUAAAUAAAAGAUAUAAAUAUAUUUAAAGUUGAUGACUUAUUUAAUUAACCAUCAUAUUCAGAUUAAUAAUAGCAGAUUGAUAAUAAAAUGCAUACUCCCCCAAAUUAGUCUUAAAUAAUUUAAUCGUAGAAAUCAUUAAAUGAAAAACAUAUUCCUAAUUCAAAUAAUAGUUCAUAAAUUAAGUAAUAACCUUAAUAGAUAUUAUAAUUUCCAUUCUAAAAAAAUAUACUAUAAUAGGAUGUGAACAAACAAUCUUCACAAUUAAAUUUUAGUUUAGAUUUCGAUUAAGGUACUAAAUAAUAGAAAAGUGUAAGUAAUUCUUAAAGAGACGAUUCAGAUCUACCUUGGGAUGAAGUUUAAAAAUCUUAGACCUAACAAAAAGAUAUUAACUUUUUUUAAGCAACAAAUUUUUUUGAUGAAUUUAAUCAAUAAUAAACUGAUUAAGUUUAACCAAAAAAUCAAAAUAAGGAAGAGUUUAAUAUAUGGUAAACCGAAAAUAAUAAUAACUAAUUUAAUAAUAAUAUAUUUUAAUUAGGAUUAUUUAAUGAUGACACAAACUAAUAAUAAUAAAAUUUAGAUUUUUUCAAAAAAGAAAAUUUUACUAUUCCUUCUUCAAGAUCUUUUGAUUAAUUAAAUUUUAAUGAAUAAGAUAAUAAAAACUAAAAUCACUUAUAAAAUGAAUAAGGUUCCAAUUAAUUUGAUUUCUUUUAAUGGAAGUAAUAAAAUACUGUUUAAUCUGAAAGUGAUGAUGUAAUAGGAUAAUUUUAAUAGAACUUAGAUGUAAUUUAAAAAUAAGAUGAUUCAUAAACAAAUAUUCAGAAUCAACAUAUAAAUUAAUUUGGAUUUCAUGAUUGGAAUGAAAAAUAAACUAAAGCAAAAUCAGAUAGUUAAUCUUCAGUAAAAGAUAAAGAUGAAAAAUUUGAAUUAGGAUGGAAUAAUUUUUAAUAAGUAAAUUAUUAAUAAGAUAAUCAAUUUGAAAAUUGGGAUGGAUUUGAUAUCAAUUAAUAAAAAAAGGAAUAAAGAUUAGAAUAAUUUCAUAAAGAUGAAUUUGAUCAAAUUAGGAAACGUUCAAUGGAAGGAUCAUAAAUAGAAUAAUCAAUUCAUAAUUCUGAAUCACCUACUUAAUAGAUUACACUUUAUGGAAAUUAAGAUUAAGAGAAUAAACUCAGAUUUAUUUAAGAAGAAGAAUUUUAUGAUUAGAAAGAUAAUUAGAAAAUAAAUUUUGAUUCUUUUGAUUAAAGAGAGAAUUAUAUAGAUGAAUCAAAAGUUAUUCAAUAAUCUUAAAAUAAAACAUAAUCAUUUGAAUUUCCAUCAUCUGUUUAAAUGGGUUUUCAUAGUGUUAGAGAAAGCAAAGAAGAUAAUAAGGUUUAAACUUAUGCUGAAUAAAUUAUGGAUUUAUUAUUGCCUAAAAUUGCAGAAAUUACUUAAGCUUUGAGUAAUGAUUUUAUUAAUGAUACUAGUAAUAUAAAAUAAGAAGGAUAAAAUAUAUUAUAUUAAGGAAUUUAUAAUAUUUUAUAAAAUGAAAAGAGAAGAGUUGAAUCAAAGAAAGAGAAAUAUUUGAAUGAAUAAGUAUAGAUAAUUGAAGAUAUAAUCAUACAAUAUGAUAAUAAGACUCAUUAAUUUUAAGAGUAAUUUAUAAAAAUAAAAGAGGAAUAAUAAAAGCAAAGAUAAAAAUCUAAUAGUAAUAUGAGUUUUGACUCAAUAGAAUUAAAAAAAUCUAAAUAAAUAAAUGAAUAAAUUGAAGAAUCACCAAUUUAGAAUAUUUAAUAAGAAGUUAAUCCUAAUCUAUACACACCUUAAAAUUCUUAGGAAAAAACUCAUAAUCCAUUUUAAUUGAUACAUCAAACAUAAUCUAAGUUUUUAAAUGAAAGUGUUAUAAAUGAAGAUAAUAGAGAAAAAGACUUAAUUAAAUUUUAAACUAAUAAAGUCUUCUAAAGAUAAUAUUUAAAGGGAUUGUAACUAAAUGAAAUAUAGAAUUUUAAAAAACAAUGCUUAAGUGAUUAGGUAAUAUUACUUGAAACAGAAGAAUUGAUUAUUAUAUAAAAUUCAGAAAAGAACGAAAGCAUAAAGUAGGGAUAUAAAAUGACUUUGAAUUAUAAAAAUAAGGGAAGGAAUGGAAUUUAAAAUUUAAUUGUAUGCUUUGAUGGAUAAAAAUGUAUAUGUUUACUUAAUAUUAGAAAAAAAUGAUUUUGAAGCUAAUCCAUAAAAAAUAGCCCAUCAAUAUUUAUCUCCUGGAGAAACAAUUAAGUAAGUGAUAAUGUUUAGGAAUUAUGAUUAAUUUGGAGUAUAUUUGAAUUGCUAUUUAAAAUAUACGGUAAUCAAUAAAGGAGUUUAUUGGAGUCAAGGAUAAUAAGGGAUUUAAAAUAAUGAUCCUUUUUAUAGAUCAUAGAUAAGUUAUCAAGGUUACAAUAAUACAUAUUAUAAUCAAUUCUAAUAAGGAUAAGGUAACACUGAAUAUGAUAGGGAUUCUUAAAGAACUCAUAAAUUUAUAAUAGGUAAACCAGCCAAUAGAUUCUUCAAAUAUAAUUACUGGAAAGCAUAGGAUCUUGAAGAAUAUAAUAUGAGAUACUAAGGAGAAGAAUUUCCAUUGAAUUCAUUGGAGGAAUUAAUAAUAUAUCAUCCAUGGUUAGUAAAAAUAGAUUAAUAAACUCUUUGUGGGAAGGUCUUUAUUAGAUUAGAAGAUAGUGAUUAUGAUUUUGUUGUGAAAAUCAUAUUAAAAGAUUAGAAAGGUGUAAUAAAAAUGAAUUGGACAGAUAUUGAUCAAAAAUUAUGUGAGCAUUUGUUAAGUUUUUUAAGUUUUCUAUUUUUUAAAUUAUAUUGA